This is a messenger RNA of Callorhinchus milii (elephant shark), 1947 nucleotides long. RefSeq names its product Cdk5 and Abl enzyme substrate 1 (gene cables1). The record is from RefSeq and is a predicted model, not a curated record. NCBI's taxonomy places the organism in Eukaryota, Metazoa, Chordata, Chondrichthyes, Chimaeriformes, Callorhinchidae. Bases 118 to 1842 code for a protein of 574 amino acids. The transcript is spliced from 10 exons. Gene Ontology annotation, cellular component: cytosol. Gene Ontology annotation, biological process: nervous system development; regulation of cell cycle.
CAGACACUCACACACACACAGACACUCACACACACACUCACACACAUUGCAUUAGGACACGACAAAGCCCCGCACAUCCCAUCCCAUCCCCAUCCCCAUCCCCAGCACUUGGGGAGGAUGGCGGCUGCCACCCGCAGCAGUAACGCCGCCGCCGCCGCCUCCUUGCAAAUCAAACACCCCGGGAUCGACCCCACCAGGAAGCGGAUAGACCCGAGGAGGAGACAGGCGGCGCUCAGCUUCCUCACCAACAUCUCCCUGGACGGGCGGCUGGUGCCGGGCGGCUGCGGGCGGCAGCAGGAGCGGGAGCGGCAGCAGGAGCGGGAGCGGCAGCGGCAGGAGAGCGGGGCUGGCGCCGGGGACGAGGAGCCGCCGGCGAGCAGCCCCCGCCCCGGCAGCCAGACCCUGCCCCCGCCCCCGCCCCAGCCCCAGCCCCAGCCCCCGCCGCCAGCCGCCCCGACCUGUGCACAGCCUCCGCUCUGCAAACCCGGGGCUCCCCCGCCCGCAGCCUCCUCCAUCGCCGCUCCGAUCUGCGGUGAUUUAGCGGAGGAGGAGGCGGCGGAGGCGGUGUUUGCGGAGCGCAGGUUACAGCCGUGCGGCGCUGCUGCCUCUCCGCUCGCCGCUGCCGGUGCCCCUGCAGGCGGCAGCAGCAGAGCGAGGAUCAACUCCUUCACUCAGGGAAUCCUACCCACUGCCUUCUCCAGACAGGCGUCAGUCCCCAACUACUGCCUGGAACAGGGGCAGAUGGGCAACAGUACUUUUGAUCUGCAGAGAUCCAGGCGCCGACUGAUUUCCCAGCGUUCUUCUUUAGAAACCCUGGAAGAUAUUGAGGAAAAUGCUCCCUUACGGAGAUGUCGGACUCUAUCAGGUUCACCCAGACCAAAGAACUUCAAGAAGAUUCACUUUAUCAAAAACAUGCGGCAGCAUGAUACCCGCAACGGCAGGAUAGUGCUAAUCAGUGGCAAGCGAUCCUUCUGCUCAGUGUUUUCAGUAAUGCCCUAUCGGGACAGCAGUCAGCCAGGGGAUGUGAAACAAGAGCCCGGGCGACAGAGACAUCCUUCCGGUGGAGUCACUGCCAAGGAAAUGAUGAUUGGCCUUGAAGGUGUAGAACUAGGGGCUGAUGGGAAGACUGUUUCAUACACUCAGUUUCUUUAUCCAACCAAUGUGCUGGGCGGCAGAAGGAAUACAAUCGAUUCCACGGCUUCAUUGUCUCAGUUCCGGAACAGCAGUCAUCGGAAUAUCCCCCUUGGGAGGGCAAACAGCUCCCAAGGGAGCAUUGACACAGGGAAUGAAGUGGGAGAGUUUGUGGAGUAUGACCCCAACCUACUGGAUGACCCGCAGUGGCCCUGUGGAAAACACAAGAGGGUUCUGAUAUUCCCUUCUUACAUGACAACAGUAAUUGAAUAUGUCAAGCCAUCCGAUCUCAAAAAGAACAUGAAUGAAACCUUCAAGGAAAAGUUUCCUUAUAUCAAAUUGACGCUCAGUAAAAUCCGGAGCCUGAAACGUGAGAUGCGGAAGCUGGCUCAGGAGGAGUGUGGCCUGGAAGAGCCCACUGUCGCCAUGUCCUUUGUCUACUUCGAAAAGCUGGCCCUCAAAGGGAAGCUCGAUAAGCAGAACCGCAAACUGUGUGCUGGUGCUUGUGUUUUAUUGGCAGCCAAAAUAGGCAGUGACCUCCGAAAACAUGAAGUCAAGCAUCUGAUUGACAAACUGGAAGAAAAGUUCAGACUCAACAGACGUGAACUCAUAGCAUUUGAGUUUCCAGUGUUGGUGGCCUUGGAAUUUGCUCUCCAUCUUUCUGAACAUGAGGUGCUCCCACACUACAGAAGACUUAUGCAGCAUUCCUAGCCCAGGCCAUAUAUCAGGCCAGGCCAAUGCUUUAUUCAUCAUCAUGUUUCUCCUCUGCCCCCAAAGAGCUCUGUGUGCUGCUGGAAGUAAAUGGAACACUAAGAA